UGAAAACAUUGCGUGAUGACGUACAACGGCGCAUGUCAUUGUCGGCCUCUUUCCACUCUGUCACUACACGCCGCCGAGAUGGCAGGAGGUGUGCGGAAAAAGUCUCCUGGUUCCCCGUCCCCACUGUGGGGAAAACUUCACACCUUGUGGCAGGACAAACAUUUGGUUCUGUUCAAGACGGAAUACACGUUACUGGUCGUUUCAGUUUUGUGGUUCCUGGAGAUCGGGAUCAAUGUGUGGGUCAUACAGAAAGUAGCCUACACUGAGAUCGACUGGAAAGCUUACAUGGAUGAAGUAGAGGGAGUCAUCAAUGGUACCUACGACUACACCGAGCUUAAAGGAGACACCGGCCCCUUGGUGUACCCGGCUGGCUUUGUCUACAUCUUUACGGCUCUCUACUACAUCACCAGCCGUGGGGUGAACAUCCGUCUGGCCCAGUACCUUUUUGCUGCUUUUUACCUCAUCACACUGCUGCUCGUCUUCAGGAUUUACAACCGCACUAAGAAGGUUCCUCCCUAUGUGUUCUUCUUUGUGUGCUGUGCUUCUUAUCGGAUCCACUCCAUCUUUGUGUUGCGUCUCUUUAAUGAUCCAGUGGCCAUGAUGCUGCUGUUUGCAGCUGUCAACCUCUUCAUGGAUGGAUCCUGGACUCUGGGCUGUGGCAUUUACAGUUUAGCAGUGUCUGUGAAAAUGAAUGUGCUCCUUUUUGCUCCGGGACUACUUUUCCUCCUUCUGUCUGAGUUUGGUCUAAUCAGGACAAUCCCCAAACUUUCUCUGUGUGCGGGCAUACAGCUUUUGCUGGGUCUUCCUUUCCUCCUGGAGAAUCCCGUGGGUUAUAUAAGCCGGGCGUUUGAUCUUGGCCGUCAGUUUAUGUUUAAGUGGACGGUCAACUGGCGCUUCCUGCCAGAAUGGUUCUUCUUGAAUCGGUACUUCCACUUACUCCUGCUGGCUGCCCACCUGCUCACCCUGCUGCUCUUUGCUCUCCGCCGUUGGAAGAGGCCAGGAGAAAGCAUCUUCGAACUCCUCAAGGAGCCAAGCAAGAGGAAAACCCCUGCUCAGAAAAACACUGUUGAUCAGAUGGUGCUGAUUCUCUUCAUUUCUAACUUCAUUGGCAUGUGCUUCAGUCGUUCAUUGCACUACCAAUUCUACGUCUGGUACUUCCACACGCUGCCUUACCUGCUCUGGAGUGGAGGAGUCAAGAAGCUGGCCCACCUGCUCAGGGUCCUGAUCCUGGGUCUGAUCGAGCUUUCAUGGAACACCUACCCUUCUACUAACAGCAGCUCAGCCGCCCUCCACGUCUGUCACCUCAUCAUCCUCCUGUGUCUGUGGCUGGCUCCGCCGCUGCCUUCAGCCCCAGCAGCAACACAAGAACACAUACCCGUCAAGGACAAAAGCCAGUGAGCCACAGCAUGAUUGGACCGGACGUUGUAUUUUAGUCUAAUCAGCUGCCAAACAGCCUCCAUCACCCACCUCUCUUUGAUCCUCACAACACCGGUGCAGAGGGAGGUCACUGGGAUAGACUUGUUUUUAUGAGUGAAUUCAAGGAGCCAUUUAAUGCUUCUCAUCUCAGCUCACUGCUAAAAGGGAAGGAAGCUAAUGUGUGUGGGUGGAGUAUGCAGACAGAUACCUACCUUGCAGUUGAAGCAAUAAAAAGAGAAAGAAAAUAUGGAUUCUCAGGUUAUGCUAUUUUUGAAAGCAUUUGUUACAUCUUAUACAGCUAUAUUUCUCUAUUUGCCCAUAUUUCAACUGGCCUAAUAAUUUUCCCUUGCUUGAUAUUGAUAUUUUCAAAAACGAAUUUAUUGGUGCACAAAGUAUCUUGUACAUUGUGUUAAGAAGGCAGUAUAUUAAGGAAUAUCAUUAAUAUGAUACAGAACUUGAACGCAGCACCAAAAGCUUUAAAUAAUUGCACAUUUGGCAAUUAUCACUUUAAUUUCCACUUGUCCAGUAGGUGCAUUAUUCUCCAAUACAAGGCCAAAUAUAUUUUCCAGUAGUAAGUGUAAUUUUACACAAAUGUGUAAAACCAAGCUGCAGACAAUCAUGGCUAUUUUUCUGAUUUGUUACAUAAUUCAUUCAUCUUCUGUUGUGAGUGGCUCAAUAUACUCAUAAGCACAAGUUUGCAGUAGACUGAGACAGCAAAAGUGUGACAUUUUAUAUUAAACAGAGAUGCCACUUAA
Molecule: messenger RNA, 2171 nt
Organism: Perca fluviatilis (European perch)
Lineage: Eukaryota; Metazoa; Chordata; Actinopteri; Perciformes; Percidae
Gene: alg3
Product: ALG3 alpha-1,3- mannosyltransferase
Exons: 9
Coding region: 16-1398 (460 amino acids)
Cellular component (GO): endoplasmic reticulum
Molecular function (GO): dol-P-Man:Man(5)GlcNAc(2)-PP-Dol alpha-1,3-mannosyltransferase activity
Source: RefSeq, a predicted model, not a curated record